Rhagoletis pomonella (apple maggot) is the source of this 1179-nucleotide messenger RNA. It is a transcript of the gene mRpS35, whose product is annotated as 28S ribosomal protein S35, mitochondrial. Gene Ontology annotation, cellular component: mitochondrial small ribosomal subunit. Gene Ontology annotation, molecular function: structural constituent of ribosome. The record is from RefSeq and is a predicted model, not a curated record. NCBI's taxonomy places the organism in Eukaryota, Metazoa, Arthropoda, Insecta, Diptera, Tephritidae. Gene Ontology annotation, biological process: mitochondrial translation. The coding region runs from base 140 to 1135 and encodes 331 amino acids. The transcript is spliced from 3 exons.
AUAAACUGAAUUGUUUUAUUAUAUUUCCGUUCUUGGUUGUAAUAUUUCUAUGGAGGAUUAAAAUUAUUAAAACUAAAUAAAUAAAGAAUAUAUGUUUAACUGAAAUAAAACAUUUUGCAGAUUUUCUUUUAGCAAAACAAUGGCAACAUUAGCUCGUCUUGUGGAAAGGAAUUUACGUAAUUCCAAAGCUGGUCCACGCCGUUUAUACAGUGAGUUGGGAAAUGAGCCUGCGGGGAAAAAGCAUGAGAUUGGAGAUGAAGAAUUUCGCGUGUUAAAUUUACGGACCACAAAGCAAACAGCACCUCAAAAACGGCGAGUCUUCAAGAAAGAUCCGGUGGCACCCCCCCGACACCUUAAAAUGGAAACUGACCAAGAUUGGACUGCUGUUUGGCCGGGUCCUCGCACAUUUCAACCAGCUUCUGUGCCUCUGCCCUUACGCCAAGGUUACACAGAAAAAGGUGCCGCUCCACCUUCUAAAUUCGCUAAUGCAGAGCUUAUGAAAAUUCCAAAUUUUCUACACCUUACACCUCCCGCAAUCCGAGCGCAAUGUGAAGCUUUGAAACAAUUUUGCACGCCAUGGCCUAAAGGUUUAGAAUCUGAGGAAAAGUGCAGGAAAUAUUUUCCUAUUGAAAUCAAGAGCACUGAUUACUGUCACGCUCUACCUACUAUACGAAAUUCUGAAGCUAGACGAAUAACACUGAACAUCAAAUUGUCUGAUUUGAAAUUUGAUGUACAUGCAAAGGACAAGUUUUUACGAUUAGUAGGUGAUCGAUACAAUUCCGACACAGAUAUAUUCACUAUUGUUGCCGAUCGUUGCCCUUUAAGAAAACAAAACUAUGACUAUGCCAUGUAUUUGUUGACCGCAUGCUAUCAUGAAUCAUUUGUUACUGAACCUUGGGAAGCUAGCAAAUCAGAAGCUGAUAUGGAAUAUUACAGUUUUGACCGGAAUAAAUCAAAGCAAUCUGCUGAAGCUAUAAUUAAUUGGGGAAAACCCUUGGAUGAUAAAAAGGAACUAACGGCCAACAAAGGCUUUGCCCAAAGCGUAGAAAAUUUAAUAAACGAAGGUGAAAAUGAAUAUAAUUUAGCAAGGUAUAAAGAGGAGGUAUUAAAGUUGUUAGAACUAGGUACAAGAUAAAUAUAAAAAUGCAAUUUUUUAAGCUAAUAAAUGUAAAUGAUUGU